Eucalyptus grandis is the source of this 1428-nucleotide messenger RNA. RefSeq names its product glucan 1,3-beta-glucosidase-like. Gene Ontology annotation, biological process: actin filament bundle assembly; carbohydrate metabolic process; cell migration. Gene Ontology annotation, molecular function: hydrolase activity, hydrolyzing O-glycosyl compounds; actin filament binding. The transcript has 8 exons. Gene Ontology annotation, cellular component: cytoplasm; actin cytoskeleton. Bases 57 to 1283 code for a protein of 408 amino acids. NCBI's taxonomy places the organism in Eukaryota, Viridiplantae, Streptophyta, Magnoliopsida, Myrtales, Myrtaceae. The record is from RefSeq and is a predicted model, not a curated record.
UCAACUUGCCCCUCAAGGCUGUGAACCUCGGAAAUUGGCUUGUCACCGAGGGGUGGAUGAUGCCUUCUCGGUUCGAUGGACUCAAAGGACAGCUCUUGGAUGGGACUCAAGUGCAGUUCAAGUCGACAAAGCUCGGGAAAUUCCUGUGUGCUGAAAACGGCGGCGGAGCCACCCUUGUCGCCAAUCGCGAUCAGCCCUCUGACUGGGAAACUUUCAGGCUGUGGAGGAUUUCCGACAAAAAAUUCAACCUCAGAGUUUUCAACAAGCAAUUUGUCGGAUUGCAAGGCCAAGGAACGGUUGUCGCUGUUUCUGGUAACCCGAGCGCCUCAGAGACUUUCGACAUUAUCAGGAAACCGGACAAUCCCAAUCGAGUUCGAUUUCAAUCAUCUAAUGGGAUGUUUCUCCAGGCAAAGUCGCUGACGGAAGUGACGGCAGAUUAUACUGGAGGCUCGAGUUGGGAUGACAAUGACCCAUCGAUCUUUGAAAUGAACAUUACCUUCGUUUUACAAGGUGAAUACCAAAUAACAAAUGCAUAUGGCCCCAGUGCUGCCCCAAAACACCUACGGGAUCAUUGGAACAAUUACAUUACCGAGAAGGACUUUGAAUUUAUGGCGGCCAAUAGUCUAACUGCCGUGAGGAUUCCAGUAGGAUGGUGGAUUGCGUAUGAUCCGGCGCCGCCAGUGCCUUUUGUGGGAGGCUCGCUGAAUGCACUGGACAACGCAUUUACAUGGGCAGCGAAGCAUGGUAUGAAGGUAAUAGUUGAUCUCCACGCUGCUCCGGGAUCUCAAAACGGCCAAUUUCAUAGCGCAUCGAGAGAUGGAUUUCUGGAAUGGGGUGACUCUUACAUUGAGGAGACCGUGAAAGUUAUAGACUUCCUAGCAGCAAGAUAUGGCAACCACCCGGCAUUGGUUGCGAUCGAGCUGAUGAACGAGCCUCUAGCUCCAGGUGUCACGUACGAGGAUCUUACUAAAUACUACCAGUUAGGUUACGAGGCCGUGAGGAGUCACACUUCGAAUGCUUAUGUCAUCAUGUCCAACCGGUUGGGACCAGCCGACUCGCAAGAGCUCCUUCAGUUCGUGAGAGGCUUGAGCCGAGUCGUCAUCGACCUGCAUUACUACAACCUCUUUGAUCCGAUGUUUCAACAGUGGAGUCUGCAGCAGAACAUUGACUACAUCUAUAACGAAAGAGCUUCCGAUCUGAGCAACGUAACCCCGGCAAACGGCUCCUUGAGCUUUGUUGGUGAGUCCUACCAUGUGGUUAGAAAGCAACAGGAGCAUGUUUAAUAUAGAGCAUACAGGGGAAUGGACCUCGACAUUGGACGGGAAAACAAAGGAGGAUUCGGGAAAGUUUGCCAAGGCUCAGCAAGAUGUUUACGGGCGUGCCACUUUUGGGUGGGCGUAUUGGUCUUAUAGGUGCAAGGACGAUACC